Symbiodinium natans is the source of this 1191-nucleotide messenger RNA. The record is from the annotation of a GenBank genome assembly. NCBI's taxonomy places the organism in Eukaryota, Dinophyceae, Suessiales, Symbiodiniaceae.
AUGAAGUGCGGCCCGAUGCCUUUCUUGCUCGCCGCCCUGGUCGCCCGAGCUGUUGGGAGCGAGUGCGCGGCAGAUGGGACCUGUGGAGAGCCAGACGCAACAGGACUCCUGCAGGCCAACACGGGCAACAUUCAGGUGCAAGGCCUCCAGGAGCUGUCUCGCCGCGAGAUGACCAAAGUUGCGGCAAACUACACCUGUGAGGAGGCUUGCGGCAUGCUGGGGGGGUUGUGUCUCUCCGAUCCCUCCAGCCAGCCCUGCGCGCGGCGCCGGGCGGAAGGGGACCAGACGUGGGCCUGCUCCUGCGACAUCUCCCUCGGACUCCUCGACGCGGGACCCUACAAGCCAGAUCCGAGCGCGAAGCUCUCGGCAUCCCAUUUCCUUAUGACCCAUGAUUCGGCUACGGGCUACAUCGGGAAGAAGGACAUCAUCUUCAGCAAGUUCGCGCAGGCGCAGUUCGUGAACCUCAAGACGCAGCUGGACUGCGGGGCUCGGGCCUUUGACUUGCGGCUGGCGCAACACGAUGGCAAGAUCUACUUCCACCACGGAGAAACGCCGGUCUUCAACUGGUUGUCGCAACAGACACUGCCCGGAGAACUGCCAGGCUUGGUUGACUGGGUUGGUGAACACCCUGAUGAGCUGGUGAUCAUCAUGGUCGGGCACUGCGCGGACAAGGGCUUCAUCAAUUACGACUCCAAAGACUGCACUGACGAAGAGUUCGUCAAGCCUUUCACAGAUGCCGGGGUUGCGUUUGAGUCGGACUGCGCCAAGCUGCGCAACAUGACCCUUGCUGGGGCCAUGGCCGCCGGCGCGCUGAGCAACGGAGGGCACCUGAUGGCCAUCUAUGACGACUGCGUGGAGAGCAACUGGAAAAGCAGUGUAGACAGCAUCGAGAAGGUGAAGCCUUAUGUGGAGAAGACCAUGGAAAAGGAGCGCGGUUCUGGGGACCUCUUCAUGGUCCAGUCCUUCAUUCAGCAGAAGUUCCUGAUGAAGCAGAGCACUGAGCUGAACAAGGACAUCGCCUCGUGGAUCACCGGCUCCAACCUCUAUGAUGGCGUGAACUUCCUUGAGAUCAACACCAUCUGCGCCUCCGGCAUGGCGAUCUCCAGGUCUUUGGGCGCGACGAUCUCCCAGGCGGAUGCCGACACCUGCAUCCGGCGCUGCAAGACGGACUGCCCGGCCUGUGAGGUCUGA